GAGUUGGGAACUCACUGGCAACCUAUGAAACUCCGUGUUCGUGUUCAGGUUUCACCCACGUGUACCAGUCUCCACCACACCAAACUAUAAAAGGAAUCCCACACUCACUCCUUUGGCUGCUUCAAAAAACCAAGAACGAACACAAACCUCACAGAUUAACAAGUAGCAAAGCAAAUCACUUUGAAAGCAAAUCAGUACUCGUAGUCACUCUCAAAUGAAUAUCUUUAGCCAAUGCUCAGACCCUCAUCCAUUUGGGUCUGACUCGUUUUCCUUUGACAAAGCAGAGACUUCUUCUUUAUCCGACGCUGGAAGUGGCACCUCAGCUUCAACUCACAAAGGUGCUCAGUACUCCGAUGAAGAAGUUAUACUAGCUUCGAGGACACCCAAGAAGUGUGCUGGUCGAAGAGUAUUCAAGGAGACACGCCACCCAGUUUAUCGAGGAGUGAGGAAGAGGAACAAGAACAAGUGGGUUUGCGAAGUGCGUGAGCCGAAGAAGAAGACUAGGAUAUGGCUCGGGACGUACCCAACUCCAGAUAUGGCAGCACGGGCUCAUGAUGUGGCUGCUUUGGUCCUUAGGGGAAAGUCUGCGUGUCUCAACUUCGCGGACUCAGCUUGGAGGUUGCGUAUGCCUGCUUCAAAUGAUGCCAUGGACAUAAGGAGGGCUGCCGCGGAGGCGGCGGAGGCUUUUCGGCCUAGAGAGUUUGGUGGGGAAGGCGGUGGUGGUGGUGAUGAUGAUGAGGAAGUGAAGAAUUGUGAAGAGGUUUUAGGAAGCUGUGGUGAGAGUGCUGUGGUGGAGAAGAAAGCAAGUGUGCAAGAAAAUGUGGUUUAUUUGGAUGAGGAGGAAUUGUAUGACAUGCCUGGCCUGUUGGUGAAUAUGGCUGAAGGGCUUUUAAUAUCUCCACCUCCUUGUGUUGGGGAUAGUAAUAAUAUCGACUGGGAUGACAUGGAGAGUGAUGCCCAGGUGUCAUUGUGGAGUUUUUGAGCCUGACAAGUUUGGAUAGUGAGUAAUUCUAGAAUCAAGUCAUUUUUUAUAACAAUUUUUUUUUUUUGUUAAGUGGUGACUUUAUUUGUAUUUAAAACUUUUUCUUCACUGUUCAUAAUUUAACACAAAAUUAAAUUGUAAUAGAAAAAGAGGGCAAUCUUAGAUUUUUCCA
Messenger RNA from Quercus lobata, 1154 nucleotides. RefSeq names its product dehydration-responsive element-binding protein 1A-like. Gene Ontology annotation, biological process: regulation of DNA-templated transcription. The transcript has a single exon. Bases 215 to 982 code for a protein of 255 amino acids. The record is from RefSeq and is a predicted model, not a curated record. Gene Ontology annotation, molecular function: DNA-binding transcription factor activity; DNA binding. NCBI's taxonomy places the organism in Eukaryota, Viridiplantae, Streptophyta, Magnoliopsida, Fagales, Fagaceae.